Plenodomus lingam JN3 is the source of this 162-nucleotide messenger RNA. The record is from RefSeq and is a predicted model, not a curated record. Lineage: Eukaryota; Fungi; Ascomycota; Dothideomycetes; Pleosporales; Leptosphaeriaceae.
AUGUUUUUUUUUGUGGAGGCCCCUUUUCGAAUCUCAUGUCAGAAAGACUAUUGUAGGUACUGUGUAUGUGCAUGGGAUUUACGUCCGAAUCCGUAUAGCGACAACAAAGAAGCGUACAGUCACCUACGGACGUACGGUACCUUCUUCGUAUACUCUGGGUAA